UGCCCUCCCGACGCCAUUUUUCGGUCUCGUACUAGCACUUCUGGUGACUCGGGUGAGGGGGGGGACGAGCAGAAAUAAGGGAAAGUAUAAAAUAUCGGAUCGUCGAGCCGGAAUCCCCUCGUGAGCGGUCAAGGUUGCACGCGGGAGCCACAGCCGAACGCGCUUGCACCUGAUAUGCACGCGCAGGAAACGAGCGGCUUCUGUGAAAUCAUUUUUUUGUGUGAAGACGUGUUGCGGGCCGCCAUUUUUUUGCUGUGCUGCCUCAAAAGUCUGCUCCGACUCGAGAAAGGGUACACAACACCGCACUUCCACGACGCGUGCCUUACCGCAAGAACGAGGAGGAUACAAAGUUAUUAUUUCGACUUCUUGCCGAGCUGCAGCCACCGUGCCGACAUGCGGAUCUAACAGAUGAGAAACUGAGGCCACCUUUUCCGUUCUCAUAACUGACACUGACUGGAGGAGACAAAUUAUCAGAAGAGAAGCCUGCUGUUUUUUCUCGGAAGGCGGAACAAAAAGGGGAAGCUUCAUUGAUCAUAUGUCGCUUCGAUCUCCGCCGAUGUUUGUCUGUCAGAUGUCAACCGCUCGGUUUGAAUCAUCUGACCGGUCCGCCUGGUAUUUUGGACCCGUGUCACGACAAGAGGCACAGAAUAGGUUACAAGGACAGAGACAUGGCAUGUUUCUUGUUCGAGACUCCUCGACGUGCCCCGGCGACUACGUGCUGUCAGUGUCUGAAAAUUCCAAAGUGUCUCACUAUAUCAUCAACUCUUUGCCCAGCAAGAGGUUCAAGAUUGGCGAUCAGGAAUUCGAGCACCUUCCUGCGUUACUGGAUUUCUACAAGAUCCACUACCUUGAUACGACCACGCUGAUAGAGCCGGCACCCAGGUACCCGGGCACAGUGGCUUGUCCCAUCCAGCCCAUAGGUGGCCCUGAGGAGAACCUGGAGUAUGUGCGGACUCUAUACGACUUCACUGGUAGUGAUGCAGAGGAUCUUCCUUUCAAGAGGGGGGAGAUCCUUAUCAUUCUAGAGAAGCCUGAGGAGCAGUGGUGGAGCGCCAAGAGUAAAGAGGGGCGUGUCGGGAUGAUCCCUGUGCCCUACGUGGAGAAAUUGGUACGACCUUCCCCUCACCCUGGCCAGCCUUCCCAUGGAUCUCGCAACUCCAACAGCUAUGGAAUCCCAGAGCCCUCCCACGCACUAGUCCACGCCUACGCCCAGCCACAGACACCUACGCCGAUGCCCCCUGGAACACCUGGAGCAGUUGUCGCACCUCUACCGUCCUUGCAGAACGGCCCUGUCAUGGCAAAGGCCAUCCAGAAACGUGUGCCCUGUGCCUAUGACAAGACAGCUCUUGCUCUAGAGGUUGGCGACAUCGUCAAGGUGACACGGAUGAACAUCAGCGGUCAGUGGGAAGGAGAGGUGAACGGACGGAGGGGCCUCUUCCCAUUCACCCACGUCAAAAUCAUAGACCCCCUGAAUCCGGAUGAGAGUGACUGACCUUAGAGUCCGGCUGGACCCUCUAGCCAGUAUCGACCUUUACCUGAUUGUGCUGGCUGUCUCUACCUUUCCCCGCCAGUGUCACCACGGUUACAUGCUUGCCUGCUUGUUGCGGUACAAUGAUAGCGACCCCUCCGUUGCUGCCGACCGUCGCAAGGCUUUCUGACUGUUUACAGCUUUGGAAAUUGUAUCCAAACUAAAACCUGACCCCACUUCUCCCAGCUCCUGUCCCUAGUGUUUUGGUUCCAGGCUGGGUUCCAGUGUUUUCUCAUUUUAGUGUCCUUUUCAUUUCCAGAUCACUGGGCAUCAGUGUGAGUGUGUCUGUGUCUGUGUGUGUGUGUGCGCAUCAGUGUGUGUGUGAUCACGGUAGAUAUUCUCCAUCACCUUUUUUUUUCUCUGACUCUCUGAAUAUUUGUUACGUUUGAAGUCUUCAGGACUGUGGAGCGAGUUGGUGUGUGUUUUGUUGAUGUGAGGAUAUUUGUACAAAGUAGGGAAACGCAAUAUCCCUAUGGACAUGAGAGAGCACUGAGGCAACGAAGAACUAACCAGCCAGUCAAAUGUUAUUUCUCCAAACAAUCAAGUCACUGUUGUACCUUAACUAACACACAAGCGCACGCAUGGACAAACCCACUUCUCUGCCGUGAGUCAUUCAGGCUGACAGGUUCUUGACGUGUAUGUGAUGUGUGUGACUAGAGGCGGGAAGAAGCAGGAGUCAUGAUUUGCUCUUCAACCUGGGACAAGUCCAGCUGACAAGAGUUGUUUAUCUUUAGUUUGUAGGACAUGACAAGGCCAUAUGUGAGUUCAUCUUUUUCUUAUUUGUGCCACAAGAUCAACAACAGUUCUCUUAAUUUUAUUUUAUUUUGUUAUUUUUUUUGUGACAUGGAGAUGUACGGUAAAAGGGUCCGUUUGCAUGUCCACUUGUUGGUACCUCUCUUCACUGUCUGCCACCUUAGUUGCAACUAAAAUGACAUUGCUUAGAGAUUAGCAGGUUUUCGUAGUGCCAACAGCACCAAGCACUCAAAGAUGAAUUUCAACUUGCUGUAUAGGAGUGCAAAGCUUUAAACAGGUUUAAAGAAGAAAAAAAGUCCAAUAGCAACAGCAGCAGCCACGGCCAGCACUUCCCACAAGCAUCUGACUACAAGGCUAGCUACAAAUGCAGUUUGGGCAUGACUACCGAAGGCUUUCCACUGAGGUGAUAAACUCUGCAUUUAAAGGCAUAUGUCAGGAAAGGAGAAAUGUUUCGCUUAAGCCAAUGAGAUCCCGUCAAUGCCUUUUUUUUCCCCAGAGAGUAACACGAACACAUCCCUGAGCGCCCCUUGUCAUACCCUCUCAAAUGUAAUGUUGUUAAUGUCAAGUUACCCAUGUCGAGUAAGGCUUUCAGACAGCUUUACUCCUGAAAUAUUUGGUCUGUGCACAAUAUUCAGUCUCUUUUUUUUAUGCAAACAGACCGUAUCUGAAUGAUUGGAAGCAUCUUUGUUCAUACAGUGCUGCAAAUGAACGUAUUUAAUGAGUAGCAGCCCAGGAUUGAACAUUUAUGCAAACAGUGCCGACCCCUUGAUUUCUGCUGUAAUCUUAACUGUUCCCUCCCAUCUUUCUCUCUUACAGCGGUCACUCAGAGUUGUAUUGUGCAGCUUUUAAUUGUAUCCUUUUUUUUUUUUUUGUAAUAGAUUUAGUCCGCUUUUUAAGUCAAGCAUUUCUGUUAACAAUGAGCGAUGUUACACAAAAAAAAGUACCAAUGGUGACAUUUACAAAGGGAAAAAAAUAAAAUGCCUGCUGGUUGCCUCUGUUUAUGACCUCUCGGCUCGAGAGAUGGUUUCUCUCGGCCAAAUGCUGCUUAAUGUCAUUUGUUUCCUUAAUGAAUAAAGGUUACUUUCAUUUGAAUCCCACCUGGUCUGUGUAGACCAGUGUUGGGUUUUUUUCCUCAUCAAAUGUAAUGAAAUCUACUAAUUAAGCAAUACACCCUGAUUCUUUCUUUUCUUGAGGUGAACUUGCUUUUCUCAUGCUUCUAAAUUGUUUUUGUAAUGGCAUUAACAGUAUUACUGUGCUCUCUUCUCAUACUCUAGGAAAGGCUGUCUUUUACUUAAGAAUUGAAAAUUGUGCCUUUUAUUUUCUUAUACCAUAUACAUGUGUUAAUAUUUCCCAUGGUUAACACCUGUGCUGGUAUUGACCCUUUAUGUACAGAACAAGUAAAUAAAAUUUACGUCUACUUCUUUAAGCUG
Molecule: messenger RNA, 3711 nt
Organism: Labrus bergylta (ballan wrasse)
Lineage: Eukaryota; Metazoa; Chordata; Actinopteri; Labriformes; Labridae
Source: RefSeq, a predicted model, not a curated record